AUGGAAGGACUCGCCGUGGGUAGCAUCCCCCGUGUACUUCUUGCUCGUAUACUUUUACAGCUGUAUGUGAUUCCACAACAUUACCUCGACAACCCUGGCGAUUCCCUUAUUCGGAUCCUUGUCGCUGGUCUACAACAAUAUGGCGAGACAUCGGAUUUGGACGGCUUACUUCGGUUCUGCUUACAUCAAGCACAAUCUCUCAACAACACACCCGCAGCGUCUACAAACGAAUCGAGCACAUCGUCAGGUCCAACACUCGCUCAAUUAGACUCGUGGUGGUGGAAAGAUCUCUCAGUGGGUUCUCUUGAAGACUGGGAUCGUCUUGAUCUCGCGUAUCCAGUGGAUAAGAGUGAGCCUGUCAACUUGCAUAUACAAGUGCUAACAGAAGAGGCAAGACGCGGUGCAGUGCAGAUCAAGUACGCCAAAGAUGUGGCAUCAUUACAGGACAAGCGAUUAUUUUAUUAUCAUGAGAAAGCUCCCAUCCCUAUCGAUUCAAUUUUAUGCGGCACAAUGAAAUACCUUGAAGGACGACAUCCAGGACCAGAAUCAUCUUCAGCCUCCUCAUCCCAAGUAGCAGGCCUUGGUCAACUUGUUGAAAAACGAUUGGAGCAAUUUGCACGAGAUCGAUUCAAACAAAAGCAGCAUUUGGAACAACAUCGACGUGUGGCAGCUGACUACAGUUUGAUGGGUGCACUGAUGCGACGAUACGAUGAUAGUAUGCAAGCUGUGCAUGGUGGUGAGCAAUGGUGUCUUUAUAUCCGUGACUACAUUUACAAUGAUGCUGGCACCGUAUGGCGUGUCAUCUCUGAAGCCAAAGCCAAUGACGACUCAAAGCCGGCAGAGACAAGGAUACAUUCUUCACAGGCAUUAGCUGAUAUUCGUGGAGUGACAACACCAACCGAUGAUGGAUCAGGCGUACUAGAACCAAGCGAUCAAUCUCGUGUAUACCGACCUGUAUACCUUUUCUAUUCCAACCGAGAACUCGUCGAUCAAUCAUUGCAUGGCACAAUGGUUGCUGCUGCUGCUGCUACUACUGAGAAUCCACCAACCGAACAAGAAGGUGGCGUGAUUACCAUGGAAGAUUACUUGCUGGAUGAGGAUGUUGAAUACGACGAUGAAAUGGAUGUGGAUGACACAGUGUGCAAAGUGUGCCAAAUACCGGAUAUCAUUGACAACAUUAACAACAUGUUCUAUUGCGACAAUUGCAAUCUCGGCAUUCAUCAAUUAUGUGCGGAGCCACCUAUUGCCAAUUACGAGGUUGAUAUCGAUCCAUGGUAUUGUAGAGAAUGUUGUAGAGACAAAGGAUUACCCAUUCCACCACAACCAUCAUCUGCCACCUUUCAAGAUCAAUUGGGCAUGAAGCGGAAGCGCGAAGAAGAUAAUGACACAACAUGA
Molecule: messenger RNA, 1395 nt
Organism: Lichtheimia ornata
Lineage: Eukaryota; Fungi; Mucoromycota; Mucoromycetes; Mucorales; Lichtheimiaceae
Exons: 3
Coding region: 1-1395 (464 amino acids)
Source: RefSeq, a predicted model, not a curated record